CCCCGAUAUCUUAAUUCUUACCCCACCCCGGAUAAGGCAGAGAAGGGGAGAAAAGGAGAACAGCAAAUGGCGGGAAAAGAGAAGGCGUGGUGCGGGAAUGGGAGAGCGAAGAUGGAAGGAGAUGUAUGCUGGAGAAAACAGGUGGAUCAGAAUCUGAAGAGGCUCCACUCUCUUCUCUUCGGAUCCGAUCUCGCUCUCCACGAAGGUGAUUUCUCGUCGGCGCAAGUCCUUGGCCUCAGUCUCAUCGGCUUCCUUGAUUCUCAUUCUCACUCCGACGUCGAUGAAGCCUUCAUUCGUCCCAUUCGCUCCCAAGUUUACUCGAAAAUCCAUCAAGCUCGCCGAUCACUCAUUCCUGAUUCUGAUCGCCAAGCAUUUGAACAGGCAGGAAGAGUUCCAGGUCGUGUUUUUGGCAUGAGAGGUGAUAUUGACAUUGAGAAGAUUAAGCAGUCAAAGUAUUUCCGUGCUCUUCUUCAGCAAUCAAAGGGAGGAGCUGCAAACGAAUUGGUGGACCAAUUAGGCAGGCAAGACCAAUUGAGUUUCAAGGCAUCCAAAGUUCUGACACAAUCAAAGUUGAUAUCCUUGUAUGGAAAUGACAAGAGUUCAUACAAGAGUUCUAUGCACUCAAAGAGUAACAGCUCUGAGGACUGUGUUAUUGUAGAAAAGGCUCACUCAUAUCACAGUCAUCCUAAAGGUCAAGGUGCCUCUGCAUUUUUGAAAGUUGAAGAGGAAGAAAGAGCCCAUGGAAAUGGUUUGGGGACAAAACGUGGACACAUGGAAAUUAGUAGCCCCGGGAAUGAUAUUGCGAAGUCGCCAUCAAGCAAUGAAGAAACCCAAAACGAUGGUUUUGGUAAAGGUUUUGUAACUGCCAGAGCAAAACUGGAAAUGGAUGCAAGGCAAAGACGAGGUUCAGCAGGGUCACCUAGUGCUUCUGUUUCACCUCAAAGUGAUAACAAUUUCACCAGUAGGGGUUAUGGUGCAAAAUCAUAUGGUUUUCCACGCCGUGGCAUCCGUGGUAAUUUUGUUCCUCCUAUCAGAUCCAAUGGGGGCAAUGCUAGUAAUAUGACCUCACAAAUUGCAGGAAAGGGCGAUGAUGCUUUAGAUGACUCAACAAAGAGAUGCUUGGAAAUGUUAUAUGGGCCUGAUGGUGAAGUUCCUGAGAAAUUAAGGAAUUUGGAACCUCGUCUUAUUGAACAUGUCAGUAAUGAGAUAAUGGAUAGGGAUCCCAAUGUUCGGUGGGAUGAUAUUGCUGGUCUGGAGCAUGCUAAAAAAUGUGUAACUGAGAUGGUUAUAUGGCCUUUAUUACGUCCUGACAUAUUUAAAGGCUGCCGUUCUCCAGGAAGAGGUCUUCUUCUUUUUGGUCCACCAGGAACAGGUAAAACAAUGAUUGGGAAAGCUAUAGCUGGAGAGGCUAAAGCAACAUUUUUCUACAUAUCUGCCAGUUCAUUGACAAGCAAGUGGAUUGGUGAGGGUGAAAAGCUAGUGAGGGCUCUUUUUGGAGUUGCCAGUUGCCGCCAGCCUGCUGUAAUAUUUGUUGAUGAAAUAGAUUCACUUCUGUCUCAGCGCAAGUCAGAAGGUGAGCAUGAAUCAAGUAGACGGCUCAAAACUCAGUUUCUCAUUGAAAUGGAAGGCUUUGACAGUGGGAGUGAGCAAAUUCUGCUUAUAGGAGCAACUAAUAGACCCCAGGAACUUGAUGAAGCAGCAAGGAGGCGACUUACCAAGCGACUCUAUAUUCCCCUCCCUUCUUCAGAGGCAAGAGCAUGGAUCAUACGAAACCUCUUAGAGAAGGAUGGAUUAUUUAAGCUUUCAAAGGAGCAUAUUGAUACCAUAUGCAAGUUAACUGAAGGGUAUUCAGGAUCAGAUAUGAAGAACUUGGUGAAGGAUGCAUCUAUGGGCCCACUGAGAGAAGCUCUGAGGCAGGGCAUAGAAAUCACAAAGCUGAAAAAGGAGGAUAUGAGGCCAGUAACUCUUCAGGACUUUGAGAGUGCUUUGCAAGAGGUGAGGCCCUCUGUUUCUUUGAAUGAACUUGGUACAUAUGAUGAUUGGAACAAACAAUUUGGAAGUUUGUCACUCUAGGGGUCAAGCUUGUUUAAUGUAGUUUGAAGAUAGAGGAAAACUAGAGCUUUGUAAGCAGCCUUUGGUAACUUCAGCCAGUCCAUGAAGUUUUCAGAAGCAUAACCUCUGGAAUAACAAUUAUCAUUCACUCUUAGGUUUGCAAAAAUUUGAUCAAGGCACCUUCCUGUUGGAUUAUACUGUAGUCUGGCAGAAGUUUUUCCCCUAGUGUCACACCUUUAGCAUGAACAACCGCAUGAUAUGUUUAGCAAACCAACAAAAAUUUUAUUUGUUUGAUUCCAGUCCGUGAUUGGCCC
Molecule: messenger RNA, 2366 nt
Organism: Vitis vinifera (wine grape)
Lineage: Eukaryota; Viridiplantae; Streptophyta; Magnoliopsida; Vitales; Vitaceae
Product: ATPase family AAA domain-containing protein FIGL1
Exons: 13
Coding region: 67-2073 (668 amino acids)
Molecular function (GO): ATP hydrolysis activity; ATP binding
Source: RefSeq, a predicted model, not a curated record